AUGCGCGACACCGUCCGGGACGGCGACGCAGGCUCUGGCCUCCUCUCAAUGAGCGCGCUGUGCUGGGUGGUGAAGAGGAUGGAUCGCCUGACCGGCGACGACCGUCGCAGUGCGACCAGCAUGGACAAGGUCCUCGUUUCGGGGUUGAAGGAGCUGCGGAUUCGGAUGAUGACAUACAUCAAGGAACACGUCGCACGCAGACGGUCAGGCCAUGUCGGAGUUGGUGCCGAUGCCUGUGAAGACGACGCCGCGGAGCCCCCUUCGGCAUCCCAAGCAGUCGGUGUCGCCGACACAAGCGGAGAGGCCGGAGACGGCGUCGACAAGGCAGAUGAGGAGGCAGAGAGGGCUGUGGCGAGGACCGCGGAUCAGGAAAAGGAGGAGGAGGAGGAUGACACCGACGAUCAGGAUGAUAACGAGGAGGAUCGUGAGGAGCGUGAGCAGGGGCAUGGGCAGGAGGAGGAGGAGGAGGAGGAGGAGGAGGAGGAGGAGGAGGAGGAGGACGAGGAGGAGGAGGAGGAGGAUGAUGAGGAGGAGGAGGAGGACAAGGAGGCGGCGGCGGCGGAGGCCGUGGAGCAGGGUUUCGGGUCGGUGGAGCAGGUGGCGGAGGGGGAGAAGCAGCAAGAGGGGGAGGAGGAGGUAGAGUUCCCCUGGGUCGAAUUCGAGAUGGAGGAUGUUGAGGGAGCGGCGGCGGUGGCCGUGGAGGGAGCGGCGGCGGCCGUGGAGGGAACGGGCGGGAUGUCGGCGGAUGUUGUGUACGUGCGAGGGGAGGGUGCCGAUGUGGAGAAUGUCGGCGUGGAGGAGGCGCACGUGGUCGGCAAUGUGGUUGGCGACGCGAAGGAGGAGGAUAACGUCGCAUCCCCGACGCCGACGGGCGUGGAGACCACCACAGGGAACGCAGGGGUGGAACGCCGGGGUGGAGCGGUAGAGGCGGGCCGUCAACCGGGUUCCUCAGCAGCUGGUCGGCAGGCAACGCCGGCCGUCGUCGCGCAGCUGCGACAGGAGAACAUGUGGCUGAGGGCUGAAAAUGCUCGUCUCGAGACGGCGCUCGGAGUGGAGAGGGGUCGGGUGGACAGGUUCGCGAUGGGGAUUGGCCACCUCGUGGACAAGCUCAGGUCGUUGGCCGACCAGGUCGCCGCCUCCGGCCAGGACGCGUCGAGUCGGCUGAUGGACGCGUCCUUGACCAUGGCGACGACCGUGACGGAGAACAUCACUGCCAACAUGGGUGAAGCAUGGGAGGCGAUGAAGGCGUACGCCGAGAGGGCGGAGAGCUGGUUGGACGAUCUAGAGAAUCCGGAGGGGGUUAUGGCGGUGCAACGUGCGAACGCGGUCGUCGCCCUGGGCAACCACGUGGACGAAGCGAGGAAGGGAUUGGAGGAAUACAUAUCGAAGCACCUAGUCGCCGCGCAGACCAACAUCGCCGCCGCCGUAACUCAACGCGUCGCCGUCCCGCCGCCCACGCAGCCCGCCCCACCGCCAGCCUUCCCGGACGAGCUCAUGAAGUCUUUCAAGGCGGACGUGUUGAAGGCGGUGACUGAGGCCACCCAGCAGUCGUUUGCUGCGUCCGGGUUAAACCUCAUGACCCAGGUGAUCGGCCAUCUGGCGCCUGGUCGGCAUGGGUCGUCGCCGUCGGACAACGAGGCCGACAAGAAGGGUGCGAAAAGGGCGGGCGGCGGAGACGAUGCGUUGAGCUCGAAGCGGAGCAAGGGAGCCGAUGGGAGCCGCGGCGUCGGCCAGGUGGCUCCAGGCGGCUCGCGGAGCAAGGGAGCCGAUGGGAGCGGAGGUACGAGCGUGGUCGGCCAGCUGAAGAAGAACGGGGCCAAGGUGAUAAGGACGCACAGCAAGGGCGAUGGAAUCAGGAGUGCGGAGGGGGGCCCUGCCGACCAGGUUGCCGCUCAAGAGGCUGGACCAACAGCCCCGCCAUUGGUCGCCGAGAAGCCGGCCAGUCUAGCGACCGCACCAACGGCGAUAGAUGGCGGCGCCAAAACCGUCAAAGGACCGUCCGUCGGAGUGGCGGGGACCACGUCGAUCCCCCGCAAACCCCCUGCGGCUAGCAGCGCGCCGGUCGCCCCGUCAACCGCCAACAACGAUGGGCCGUCCCUUGCGGCUACUCCAGCACCAGCAGGCACGUCUGCCGCCAAGGUUGACGCGGUGGAUGCUGCGGCUAACCGCGCUGGUCCGUCCGCCCCAAAGGCAAACGCGCUCAGGGAGAUGCUCAGCCGCAUGGAGACCCAUCGACAGGACGUGCAGCAGCCUCCCGUGGUCGGCACCGCGCCGGCCACAACAGCACGUCGCUCGGUCACUCCCCAGGUCGCCGCCACAACGUCCAGUGCCCCACCUACCGCGCCUAUCAUCGCCGCCCGUCCUCCUGUGGACCCAAAGUCCGCGUUGCUUCGCGCCCAGUUAGGCGUACGUUCUGCGGCUGCGCCGGCACGGGCUCAGCCGGUAUCCAGCUCAUGCGCGACGCCGACGUCGGUGACCGUAGCUGCACACACACUCGGUGCGGCUACUAUCGAGGCGGUGGCGGAGAAGGGCGUGAGUGCAGCGCUAGCCACGGGCGGCAGAUCAGUUGACCCUGCACAGGCGGCGAAGGACCACAACGACGCCGAUAUCGCUGCCAUCCAGGACCUGUUGGAAGCGGUAAACCGCCCCAAGCAGCCCCCUGUGCUGGCCAUCUUGGACUCGGCGAGUCCCACCGGCUGUACAGCGGAGCCAAAGACGACCACUGCUGCGGUCAGCGCGGGAAAGUCGAAACGGAAGGGGACGGUCGACGCAGGGAAAGCGAGGCCGAGCUCGAAGAAGAAAACACGGGCGACGUCGGCGAUGGUGAAGUCGGUGCAGAAAGGACAGGGGAUGGCGACGGCGAUGGUGGAGAAGGAGAAGAAGGAGGAGGAGAAGGAGGAGGAGGAGAAGAAGGAGAAGGAGAAGGAGAAGGAGAAGGAGAAGGAGAAGGAGACGGAGGAGGAGAAGGAGAAGGAGGAGGAGGAGAAGGAGAAGGAGAAGGAGGAGGAGGAGGAGGAGGAGAAGGUGGAGGAGGCGGAGGAGAAGAAGCUGGAGGAGGAGGAGGCGGCGACGGAGGAGGAGAAGGUGAAGGUGAAAGAACGGAAGGGUCAUGGCAUCCGCCACGACUCGACGGGCGACAAGCAAGGGUGGGUGGGCGAGAUCAAGGUGGUCGGGAACGAGAGCAGAUACAUCGGCAAGUCCCGCGACAAGAUGGAGCUGGCGUACCUUCACUCCAUUGUGUACCUCCUGUACGACGGUUUCGUCAGCAAGAUCCUCAUGGCCGAGCUCACCGGCCUGGAGGAAACAGUGAUGAAGCAGUGGAGGGCGGUGUGGAAGGAAGUCCGGUUCUUGCCGACUGGGAUGUGGACGUCGGAUGCAAUGAUGUCGGCCAUGCUUGAUCGCGUGUCCUUGUGCGCGGCGUAUGGGGAGGUCGCUGCAUCCGCGGCGAGAAUGGAGGGCGACACGGAUCAGAAGACGGCGAAGGUCGCACAGGCGCUGUCGGCCUCAGCUUGCGCACUGUGGUGCUUAGUCGAGGGCGACGGCGCCCAGGUGGCUGAUGCCGUCCACGAAGGGAAGGCGGCGGCGAUGUUGGUCGGCGCCAGCGAGGCUACCGCCGCCGAGUUCAAGAACGUCAUGUCGGCGGUGCUGGAGGUGGCGAUCAGCAGGCAGCAACCCCUUGGGGAGGUUGCGCACAACGUCGCACCGGCGCUUGAGUCCACCGCUCUGGCCAGAGCCUAUUCGGGGUUGGAUGUUGAACCCGAGGCCAAAGUGAUCGCACGAGCGACAGUGGAAACCCUCGCGUUCUGGGGGAUGUGCCCCGUGGAUGGGCCGAAACUCAGGAAGAUCGGCAUCGCGGUGCCGCUGGAUGCGCAGAUGGAGUACGACAUCGAGCACAGGGGGAGGAAGAGGCCGAGGGGCAAGCAGGGCAAGGACAGCUCGGGGAAGAAGGGGAAAGGCAGAGCGGGCAAGGACAGCACGGCGGCGUAG
Messenger RNA from Closterium sp. NIES-65, 3987 nucleotides. NCBI's taxonomy places the organism in Eukaryota, Viridiplantae, Streptophyta, Zygnematophyceae, Desmidiales, Closteriaceae. The record is from the annotation of a GenBank genome assembly.